AUUGUGUUUCUCUUCUGUUCUUUGACAAAUCUUAAAUUGGGCUUAUGAUAUUUUCUUAAAUUUGUAGCAUUCAAAAUGGUGAGAGUUAGUGUCUUGAAUGAUGCUCUUAAGAGCAUGUACAAUGCUGAGAAACGAGGGAAGCGCCAGGUCAUGAUUAGGCCAUCUUCCAAAGUCAUCAUUAAGUUUCUUUUGGUGAUGCAAAAGCAUGGUUAUAUUGGAGAGUUUGAGUAUGUUGAUGAUCACAGAGCUGGCAAAAUUGUGGUUGAACUGAAUGGAAGGCUUAACAAGUGUGGGGUUAUUAGUCCCCGUUUUGAUGUAGGUGUCAAGGAGAUUGAGGGUUGGACUGCCAGGUUGCUCCCAUCAAGACAGUUUGGAUAUAUUGUGCUGACAACAUCAGCAGGCAUCAUGGAUCAUGAAGAGGCUAGGAGGAAGAAUGUUGGUGGAAAAGUGCUUGGUUUCUUCUACUAGAUGGGGGAGUUGAUUGAGUUUUCACACAGAAUUUACAGUUGAUGAAGAGUUUUGCACUGUACUUUGAGCCUUUGAUACCAAUUUCCUGUAGGAUCUGUUCAAGUUAAUGCUUUAAAUUUUUUUUUUUUCUUUUUGGGGCUCUGAAUGCAAGUAGUAGUUGUCCCUUUAUUAUCAUUUCUCAUAUCAAUUAAAGACCGGAAUUCAUGUUGGUUAUUGCUGCAUUAAGCUAUCAUUGUGUAUGUUUCAUAUAAUCAUAUAAUUAGAUACUCACCGGGCGGCUGUGUUUCGAAUGAAAUCUCUUUUAAAAG
Rubroshorea leprosula is the source of this 776-nucleotide messenger RNA. The record is from the annotation of a GenBank genome assembly. NCBI's taxonomy places the organism in Eukaryota, Viridiplantae, Streptophyta, Magnoliopsida, Malvales, Dipterocarpaceae.